Molecule: messenger RNA, 741 nt
Organism: Rhagoletis zephyria (snowberry fruit fly)
Lineage: Eukaryota; Metazoa; Arthropoda; Insecta; Diptera; Tephritidae
Source: RefSeq, a predicted model, not a curated record
GACGCCAAUGUCGCCAAAUCGGUUUCCCGGGCCAAGGGAACAUGGUUCGAAAAUGCUCAUGUAUCGCUGCCCCAUAUAUUCUAUAUGACAUAUUGUUUUGCGCAACGCUUCAGCCACCAUACGGUGCGGCUCGAAAACUAUGUUGGAGGUCCCUUAUCGAGUCGGACAAUUACUGACUGGAACAGCUAUUGUCGCGAGACAAUAGUUUUGUACCAGCUAGACCAGCAGCAAAGUGCAGGCAAAAUUGGUGGUCCGGGAAAAGUCGUCCAAAUAGACGAAAGUAAAUUUGGCAAAAGAAAAUUUAAUAAAGGUAAUAUUAAUUUAAAUAGGUGGAUUAUGUCCUUGAUUGAAGACGGCAGCGAAGAUCUUCGCUUGGUGGUGUGUCCGGAAAACGUGCGGUCUGCUGAGGUGCUCAUACCUCUAAUUCAAAAGCACGUAGUGGAGGGGUCUAUCAUACGUACCGACUUUUGGAGGGCGUACGAUUGCCUGCCGGAUUUCGGGUAUGAGCACCAGAAGGUAAACCACAGCGAUCCGGACAACCCGUUUGUGGCGCCAUAUGGGACCCAUACCCAGAGAAUAGAAUCUCCGUGGAGAGUGGUAAAAAGGUUCUUUUCUAAAGAUAAUUAUAACAACCGAUCACAUUUCGCAGACUCAGUAGUGGAAUUCUUAUGGCGUAAAGCCAUUCUAAAAAACAGGGAAGACCCUUUUACAAAGCUUCUCGAAACUAUAAAAUAUACAUAA